AUGGCAUCUCCUAGAGAUAUCCCAAAUCCCGUCGAGACCACUACGGAAGGGAUCGGGGGCCACAAAAAUGCCGAAGUCGCGACCAAAGUCAUUGAGAUCUUGAAUGGCGCCGGUUAUUCGGAGCACAUCGCUCUCGUUCUCAAUGAAGGCGUCACCGACUACUGGCUCCCCAUUCCCAAACACACCAUAAUGCCCGCAAAGCUUCUUGAUUAUAUCACGUUCGAAGCCUUCAAGAAUGCCCAGUCGCCAGUCCUUGAAAAAUCGUACGAGCUCGAUCGAACUCACAUCCCCCUUGACACCCAAGCCACUUAUGAGUGGAAUGGAGUGAGAUACCCCAAGAGCCUCAUAUACAAGAGAUACCUUGGUGAGGGCGGGGCAGGUAUCGUAGUAGAGAUGCAGGUAGCUGGCGGAACGACUUAUGCGGUGAAGCGAAUACCUCGAAAAACCAAAUACCACGAGGCCAAGAGUCAGCUGAGAUCCAUCAAGCAGGAAAUUGAGAAUCUCAAGAAGAUCAACCACACGCACUGCAUCGAAUUCAUGGGCAGCUAUUCCGAUGUCAAGGAAAUUGGGGUCGUCAUGGACCCGGUCGCGGACUGUAACCUGGAUAGGUUCUUAAGCGAGUUUGACCACACUGGACCUGAUAAUCGCAUAGUGCUGGCAAGCUUUUUCGGUUGUCUUGCGGAUGCCCUUGUGUAUCUUCACUGGGAGGUCAAUAUUCGACAUAAAGAUAUCAAGCCAAAGAACAUCCUCGUAAAGAAGAACAGGAUCAUAUUGACCGACUUUGGCAUCUCGCUGGACUGGAGUGAGCAGGGCCACUCAACCACCAAUCAGGAGGUGUUGCGAAGCCCCAUGUACUGCGCCCCAGAGGCAGAUGCAGGCCAAUCCCGAAAUCGAAAGUCGGAUAUUUGGUCUCUAGGUUGCGUUUUUCUUGAAAUGAGCGCUGUGCUACGUGGGUUUUCUCCUAAUUUCGUGAAGACGAAACUGGGAAAUUCAUACUUUCGACAUAACUUGGAUGGGAUCCGCGAUGCCAUCUCGGCCGUGAGACAGCAAGGCCCAUUGGACAACUAUAACCCCCUGGAGCUGGAGUGGAUUGAGCAGAUGCUACAAUUCGAGAACAAAAAACGCUUGACUUCCAAGGAGCUCCAACUCGCGAUAUCACGAAGUGUGAGCGACCCUCCGUUCUGCGGGACAUGCUGCAAUACGGAGCCAGCUGAGUUGUACGACAACAAAACGACGAAAUGGCAUGGUGUCACGGUGAGACGGGACAACAACGUUUCUGGUGCGUGGAUCUCCAAACGGUUGGUUGACCUGUACCAUUUGGAGGUGACGAGCCAACAAGCGACACUAAUAAUAAACGUGGGAGGGCGGCAGUUGGUGUCGGACACAAAAGCUGACGUAAGGUUCAUUCUGGACACAGCAAACCACGUUGAGAAUGCAGAAUGCUAUGUCAUACCAGCCUCAUUUGACCUACUAAUCGGCACACCAACCACAGUGGCAAAUAAUAAGUGGAUGGGAACCCCGUGA
Molecule: messenger RNA, 1524 nt
Organism: Clonostachys byssicola
Lineage: Eukaryota; Fungi; Ascomycota; Sordariomycetes; Hypocreales; Bionectriaceae
Source: the annotation of a GenBank genome assembly